AUGUCUGCUCAAGAUUACUACGGCGGCGGCGGUGGUGGAGGUUACCCUCAGCAUCCCCAGCCUGUCAAUACGGCCCUCCCCAAGGCCAGUAUGGCCCUCCCCAGGGACAGUAUGGUCCCCCUCAAGGGCAAUAUUACGGUCCACCCCAAGGCCAACCUCCCAUGCAAUAUCAACAAGCACCCCCUCAACAAAGUGGUGGCAAGCGCGGCGGCGGCGGCUGCUUGA
Messenger RNA from Fusarium musae, 225 nucleotides. RefSeq lists its product as uncharacterized. Bases 1 to 225 code for a protein of 74 amino acids. Lineage: Eukaryota; Fungi; Ascomycota; Sordariomycetes; Hypocreales; Nectriaceae. The transcript is spliced from 2 exons. The record is from RefSeq and is a predicted model, not a curated record.